Molecule: messenger RNA, 792 nt
Organism: Larimichthys crocea (large yellow croaker)
Lineage: Eukaryota; Metazoa; Chordata; Actinopteri; Sciaenidae
Exons: 6
Coding region: 63-725 (220 amino acids)
Source: RefSeq, a predicted model, not a curated record
UGAAUACAUGUUCAGGAGUAAGUAGCUGAGCGUGGAAGACAAACUAAAAGCAGGAAAGAGCCAUGCUGAGGAUGAAGUGUGUCGCUGUUGUCGGGUUGCUGAGUCUUCUCUCGAUGGGACACUCUGCUCCUCUGAGCGGCUGUGACAGUCUGAUCAAACCGAUAUCUGUCAGCAGUGAAGAUAUAUUGGGGAGUUGGCUGUACAUCGGUGGGAGCUCUGACCUCCCGGGAACUCGCUCCUUGGGCCGUCUGAUGACCAGCGUCUCAUUGAACGUCACUGCAACCGCCCAGAGCAACAUCCUGAAUAUCGUCCAGGCUCAGAGAGUAUAUGGCCAGUGUUCCAAGCUAGUAUACAACGUGACUUUUGAAAACAGCACAAUGUCAAUUGAGCAACCUUUUUACCUCAAAGAAGGCUACCUGCCGACUGACUGCUCCGACUGUCUGGUGGCCUAUGAAGAAAUUACAGCUGGCAAAGAUAAAUUCACCAGUCUUCUCCUUUUUAGCAGGAGAAAGAGUGUCUCAGCUGCUGAUGUGGAGAUGCUCAGGAGACAGGCAGAAUGUCUCCAGAUGCCAUCGCCUAUGAUAAUAGACACAAACUACGAAAUCUGCCAAGACAACAUGCCAUCCCUCGGCGGGCUCACUGCCUUCCACUCCUUAUUGGAGAACAAGGUGGGACAACGAAUAGCAAGACUCCUGGAUAGUCUUUUUGAUAUGUUUGUGAACUGAUUUAUUUAUAUUUAAUCAUGUUUUUUACUGAUAUACAUAAAUAAAUAAUAAAAUUGAGAUGGAUGAA